Messenger RNA from Lathyrus oleraceus (garden pea), 1336 nucleotides. RefSeq lists its product as uncharacterized. Gene Ontology annotation, cellular component: post-mRNA release spliceosomal complex; Prp19 complex; catalytic step 2 spliceosome. The transcript is spliced from 6 exons. The record is from RefSeq and is a predicted model, not a curated record. Lineage: Eukaryota; Viridiplantae; Streptophyta; Magnoliopsida; Fabales; Fabaceae. Bases 158 to 1099 code for a protein of 313 amino acids.
UCCAAGUCGAAAUUGGAACAAGCAUACCCAAAUCCGAAUCCAAUUCCCAAUUCUCUCUUUCAACCCUAAAUCACUCUCUUCUCUCUCAACGCAACGCAAAGAGAACCCAACAUCAAUCACAACCUCAUUCAUCACUUCUAUUUCAGCUCAACCAAACAUGUCUGACGAACGAGAUGUGCAUCCCGAUUGCCGGAAUGCAAGUAAUCGUUUUCAUGAAUGUACUGAUUAUUGCUUUAGAGUCAUCGCUGAAGCUAAACUCAGGAUGCAGCAACAUGAGUCUGAAGUUGCUCAAGCUAGUGGUGGAAGUGGCCGUGAGCAAGCCAUUCCAAAUGAAGUAUAUCCUGACGAGGGAAUGCAUGAUGACGAUGAUGGACCGAAAGCUGAAGAAAAUUCUGACAGUGAACCUGAUCAGCCUGCUAUUGAAAACACGGAUGGCUCCUUCCCGAAACUAUCUGCCAGACAGAAAAAGUGGAUGGAGUUGAGAGCCAAAAUGCAAGAUGCAAAGAAGCGUAAUCAAAUUGAAAUAGCUAAUGAAAAAAAGAGGAUGGAGGCUCCAACGGAGUCUAGGGGUGUUUCUAAGCAGAAGUGGCUUGAUGGUAGAAAGAAAAAGAUUGGAAAGCUUCUUGAUGCAAAUGGAUUGGAUAUGACAAAGGCAUAUAUGCUUGACACACAGGAGGCUGCAGAAGAGAAAUACAAAAAAUGGGAGAAGGAUCCUGCCCCAUCUGGUUGGGAUGUUUUUAAUCAAAAGACAUUAUACAAUGCAUACAAAAAGAGGACCAAGAACAUUGAAGUUGAUGUAGAAGAAUACAAUAGAAUGAAAGAAGCUGAUCCAGAAUUCUAUCGCGACGCUUCAAGUCUUCAGUAUGGAAAGGCGCCAAAAAUCUCAGAGGACAAGAUUGAUAGGAUGGUUCAAGAGCUAAAGGAUAGGGACGAGAAGCGCAGGGCAUUUAGCAGGAGAAGAACAUUUCGCGAAGAGAAAGAUGUUGACUCGAUCAAUGACCGUAAUGAGCAUUUCAACAAGAAGAUUGAACGUGCCUUUGGUAAAUACACAUUGGAGAUUAAAAAUAACCUCGAGCGAGGAACUGCAUUGCCCGACUAAGGCACUUGCUUUUGCAGUGGUCUGUAAUAUAUUCGUUCUGAUACUGGUAAUUUUGAAUGGUGGAUUGCAUUUUCUGGAGUUUUUAUUAUCAGAUGUAAUGUUAAAGACUAACAUUGUACUGUGCACAAAUGGAACAUUGUGUAGUAUUUUUAACUUCAAAUACUAAAUGCUUGCUUCGGACACGGGUUCUUCAUUCGAAGCACUCUUUUCAUUCAUUAUAGUAUGUCUUCAAUUGAA